Messenger RNA from Ornithodoros turicata, 2863 nucleotides. RefSeq names its product vacuolar protein sorting-associated protein 4A-like. Bases 1491 to 2480 code for a protein of 329 amino acids. NCBI's taxonomy places the organism in Eukaryota, Metazoa, Arthropoda, Arachnida, Ixodida, Argasidae. The transcript has 3 exons. Gene Ontology annotation, biological process: endosomal transport; vacuole organization. Gene Ontology annotation, molecular function: ATP hydrolysis activity; ATP binding. The record is from RefSeq and is a predicted model, not a curated record.
CAUCAAGUGGACAGUCCUGGUGUUUCAAAGCCACUGUCGCAGCUCUUCUGGAAACGGGUCACUGUUCAAAAAACAGCAGCUUACCUCAGACAGAUAUCAUUUGGCGUCGAAGCGUGCCUUUAUGCAGGAAGGUCUUUUCUACAGUGCCACUAAACAGGAGUCCCUCCCUAUCAACUGUAAACGAACCGGAUAGGAAAUGACUUGGACAGAAUGUGUGAAUUAAGUUCAAGGAGGUCAUUGUAGUAAUAGUAAUCCCGAAGCUUCGACAGUUCAUCGACCGGGCUCGUAUCCGCAAUAUCAGGAUCACUUACCGAGACAUUGUUCUCAUAGACAGCACAUUUUAUUUGCACUAGAAGCACCUAAAAAAAGAAAGAAAAAAAGGAGCAACGGGAAAGAUUAUGAUCACCGAGUGGCCAUCUUCCUGGGGAGAAGACGAAGAAGAAGAAGUGGCCGCGUUCAUGUGAAUUGCGGUUCGCGAGAUACUGUCACAAAAUCUGAACGCCACGGAGGACGGCGCCUCGGACUGAUCUAUACGAGGGAUGAGAAACUUCACCCUUCGGGACACGUGCUUUCUGUUCUCAGGAAGAUUUUUUUUCCUAAAAUCCCGCUGUCCAAGGUUCCUUUGAGGAUAUCUCUAAAACAAUCCGAUGAUGAUGAUGAUGAUGAUGGUUGGAGUGUUUUAUCGCAACAGGCGAUGCCCCAUCCCGUUGAGUUAAGGCGGUACUUGGGCAAGUAAGAGACUGUCAGAGAGAUUUUUGAGGCCCUUCGUUGUCCAGGAAAAGAAGGACUCGUGCGUCAGUGUCCCCCUUCCAUAAACUUGCUUCCAAAAGAGGUGGGUUAUCUCCAGUCCAGAAUAGUUGGCCACGCUGCUCGCCAGUGAUCUCCUGCUCGUCGGUGUCUCGUCCGAUGUCAUCUUUUCCCUCCGUUCCUCCUGAGCGAAGCGAUUUUGCAGUAUAGUGAGAGGACGAGACUUUAUCCUUGUGUGGUCCUGAAAGGUUCGUAGUACGGGCAGUGAAGGAGUACAAGUGUUCCAGAUCUUCCAAGUCACAACAGUGACGGCAACUUGCAGAGUCUAUACGUGUCGUAUAACGGAUAACACCACGGUGUAGCAAAAGCGACAUUUCCUCGCAUCCGAUCAAUUAAUGCACCGUCCUGACGAGAGAUAUUUCGUGGGAUCUGCAAAGCGAGCUUUCCAUCAACUCUUGUAAGCGUAGAUGUGAAAGGAAAGUUGAAUGCCUAUAGAGGCGGGAAGCCAGGAGGAAGCCACUUCUAAUACUUAUAGCCCAGAAAUUUCGAUAUAUGACUAGUUUCGGUUUCGAGGUAAGCGGCUGUAUAUAGGUACCUCUUCUAUAGACAUCUCGCGUGGCUAGUUCUGGAUCUGGAAUUGUAGCUCGAGGCUGUGGUUAUUCUAAGUUAUUAACUAUAUCUCUGAAGGUGUUUUCUAUGUCAAUGUUAGGAUCUGCCGCGGCCAUAUUGCCGCGGCUAUCCCCAUGAGCAUCACUAUCACUGUCAUGUCGAAUGGGAUCCUGACUCAGCUGCAAGAGGCCCGGCGGCAAGUGCGACGUGCCAUCAGAGCCGAAGUUGUGGACGAGAACUUUCGCAAGGCCCUGGGACUUUACGUGCUCGCCAACAGAACUCACUUGGACAUUCUGCGCAAGAUCCGGGCCUUCUGUGCCGAGUACACAGCGAAGCUACGAGAUUUGAGAGCAUACGUGAUAAAUGUGGAUGACAAUGCAGACGACGAUUUGGACGACGGGCGACCCGUCUGCCACUUGGACGGUGUGGUCAUUCUCGGCAACACUCGAAGCAAGUGUCCAGACGUAGGCAUCGCGUUGCUCAUCCCCAAAAUUACCAGCUUAGCCUCUCUCGACCCCUUGGACAGACGUAAGGCGAAGAACAUACGAAAAAUUCUACUCUACGGUCCUUCGGCCACGGGGAAGACUUGUCUCCCGCUCUCUUUGGCUGACAGCUUUGUAAAUUCUACCGUCUUCUAUGUCGUGACGCCGUUGCUGCUGGCCAGAUGCCGUCAAAGAGGGGACACGACGCUCGUAAAGGCUGUCUUCGACAGCGCCCAGAAGCACGGGCGCAGCGUCAUCUGUUUCGACGACCUGGACGCUCUGUGCUCGUCCCCGAAAUCCCCGAGAGAUGAAGAGAGGCUGAGGACGCUCAAGGCAGCAUGGCUGUCCCACAUGGCCAUCGUCACAGGAACCAACGUCCUCGUCCUCGGAGUCGUGAACAACCCUUGGCUCCUGGACGAUGAUAUUGUAGCCAAGCAGACGGAGGGGCUGAGCGGAACCCACCUGUCCCUCGUGGUCAACGACGCCGUCAGGUGCUGCAAGAAGGAACCCGUUACCCUGAGUGCUCUCUUGGCCUCCCUCGGCAAAUUAGAGUUGCGAGACUGCAUCAGCCGAAGCGGUGUUUCCAGGACCGACCCCCUGGACGACGUCACAUCUCGACAGUCGCUUGGAGGGCCGCAAUAGUUUCGAAACCCAGUCUUUACCAGGAGCCGCAACUUGGAACUCCGACUGUCCUAUGGGAUGAACGAGUUUCUUGUAGCAAUCAGCGACCACACUAGAUGCUUUAUACAGUACUGAUGUUUUGUUCAGAUACGUACCUCUUUAUGAGAAACGGAUAUAGGAAUACGCGGAGAUUCCGGCCAGUAAAGUGCAGCUUGGACAAUACACCUCGAUAAUUUGAAGAAAUUUCCCCCGCUAAAUGUAUGGUAAUGUUUAACCUUCGUCGCUAUGAUGUUGAAUGAGCUGUUUUUAUUAAUAUAUUACUAUACAUGUGUACAUUGUACGUACGUACGUAUGUAUAUAGGUAUGUAUGUACGUACGUGUGCAUAUGUAUGUAUGCAUUGGUA